Arabidopsis arenosa is the source of this 21288-nucleotide messenger RNA. The record is from the annotation of a GenBank genome assembly. Lineage: Eukaryota; Viridiplantae; Streptophyta; Magnoliopsida; Brassicales; Brassicaceae.
UUAUUAGGGUUUAUCACUUCCGGUGUUGCUUCAAAGAGAGACUUCCACAAGUGAACAAUGCUAGAUCCGAGCAUGGGGAAGAACCACUAGUGAACCCGAUUGCUUCAUGGGAAGUAUGCUAACACCGAUCUUCCGUAAGAUCAAAAUCGACCUCGUCAGUUGCUACCAAGAACCAGAGCAAGGGAAGCUCAACCGCGAAUAUUUUGUACUGGCCGAAUUUCUCGAGGACACAACAGAUGCGAGGGAACAUCGCUAUGUGUACACCAAUCGCAAACACGAAAAACGCUCCUUCUCACUCCCCAACACCGACUUGACAUCGAUCACAUCACUCGCCAACAUUAGUUUUGAGCACAAGGGAGAAGAUCUUACUGUUUUGGUUCCAAAGGGAAAAAGAGGCAAAACCGAGGAACCUGAAACCGAUGAGCCACAAGCCGUAAGUGAUCCUUGGGAACUCCCGAAAUUACCUUUCGAGCCAAAGACAGAACGGGAGAAGAUCUUCUACAAUGCUUACAAGAUCCAAAAUACGAUGAACAUGAUGGCCAAGAACAAGUGUAAUUGGAUAAAGUCAAAGUUAAGUAAGAUUCCUGGUUAUGACUCGGAUGAAGACGAGUUCAUUGCACAAGAAGAAGGACGAGCAAUAGAUAGAGAUCAAGAAGCUCAUGCUUGUGAGAGAGUUCUUUGCGUCGGUGGAGCUUUAUACAUGAAACCAAGGAUUCCCAAGCCAGAUGAAGGGGUUUUGAAGUUUGUUUGUAAUGGAUAUGCCUUUAACCUCACCAUUGCCGAGGUUUGUGAGAUUUAUGGGUUUCGGUACGGAAGCGAGACCAAGUUCGGAGACUUCGCUAGCGCGGAUUCCUUUUGGAAUACGAUAGCUAAGGAGAAUACUAAUGGAAAUCUCAAUGCUAAAAAGAAUCCCAAAUCUUCUCACAUUCGGAAUCCUGCAAUCCGCUACAUCCACAGGUUACUCGGCAACACCUUCUUCGCAAUGAAGCAAUCUGGAGAGGUUAGGCGAGACGAAUUGUGGUUACUCUUCAUGGGCGUGAGAAGAUAUAUGGUGGACGAACAUUGUGCGAUGUUCAGUGAUGUUGAGGUCAAAGAUGUCAACUUGGGGUGUGUUUUUGCUAAGGAGUUAACUAAGAUCCGAGCAUGGGGAAGAACCACUAGUGAACCUGAUUGCUUCAUGGGAAGUAUGCUAACACCGAUCUUCCGUAAGAUCAAAAUCGACCUCGUCAGUUGCUACCAAGAACCAGAGCAAGGGAAGCUCAACCGCGAAUAUUUUGUACUGGCCGAAUUUCUCGAGGACACAACGGAUGCGAGGGAACAUCGCUAUGUGUACACCAAUCGCAAACACGAAAAACGCUCCUUCCCACUCCCCAACACCGACUUGACAUCGAUCACAUCACUAGCCAACAUUAGUUUUGAGCACAAGGGAGAAGAUCUUACUGUUUUGGUUCCAAAGGGAAAAAGAGGCAAAACCGAGGAACCUGAAACCGAUGAGCCACAAGCCGUAAGUGAUUCUUGGGAACUCCCGGAAUUACCUUUCGAGCCAAAGAUGGAACGAGAGAAGAUCUUCUAUAAUGCUUACAAGAUCCAAAAGACGAUGAACAAGAUGGCCAAGAACAUGUUUAAUUGGAUAAAGUCAAAGUUAAGGAAGAUUUCUGGUUAUGUCUCGGAUGAAGACGAGCUCAUCGCACAAGAAGAAGGACGAGCAAUAGAUAGAGAUCAAGAAGCUCAUGGUGAGCAACUGGAUGUUGAAACCAUGGACUUUCUCUAUCCUGAGCUUGUGAGAGAGUUCUUUGCGUCGGUGGAGCUUAUCUACAAGAAACCGAGGAUUCCCAAGCCGGAUGAAGGGGUUUUGAAAUUUGUUUGUAAUGGAUAUGCCUUUAGCCUCACCAUUGCCGAGGUUUGUGAGAUUUAUGGGUUUUGGUACGGAAGCGAGACCAAGUUCGGAGACUUCGCUAGCGCGUAUUCCUUUUGGAAUACGAUAGCUAAGGAGAAUGCAAAUGGAAAUCUCAAUGCUAAAAAGAAUCCCAAAUCUGCUCUCAUUCGGAAUCCUGCAAUCUGCUACAUCCACAGGUUACUCGGCAACACAUUCUUCGCAAGGAAGCAAUUUAGAGGGGUUAGGCAAGACGAAUUGUGGUUACUCUUCAUGGGCGUGAGAAGAUAUAUGGUGGACGAACAUUGUGCGAUGUUCAGUGAUGUUGAGGUCAAAGACGUCAACCUUGGGUAUGUUUUUGCUAAGGAGUUAACUAAGAUCCGAGCAUGGGGAAGAACCACGAGUGAACCCGAUUGCUUCAUGGGAAAUAUGCUACACCGAUCUUCUGUAAGAUCAAAAUCGACCUCGUCAGUUGCUACCAAGAACCAGAGCAAGGGAAGCUCAACCGCGAAUAUUUUGUACUGGCCAAUUUUCUCGAGGACACAAUGGAUGCGAAGGAACAUCGCUAUGUGUACACCAAUCGCAAAACACGAAAAACGCUCCUUCCCACUCCCCAACACCGACUUGACAUCGAUCACAUCACUCGCCAACAUUUGUUUUGAGCACAAGGGAGAAGAUCUUACUGUUUUAGUUCCAAAGAGCAAAAGAGGCAAAACCGAGGAACCUGAAACCGAUGAGCCACAAGUCGUAAGUGAUCUUUGGGAACUCCCGGAAUUACCUUUCGAGCCAAAUAUGGAACGGGAGAAGAUCUUCUACAAUGCUUACAAGAUCCAAAUGACGAUGAACAAGAUGGCCAAGAACAAGUUUAAUUGGAUAAAGUCAAAGUUAAGGAAGAUAUCUGGUUAUGUCUCGGAUGAAGACGAGUUCAUUGCACAAGAAGAAGGACGAGCAAUAGAUAGAGAUCAAGAAGCUCAUGGUGAGCAACUGGAUGUUGUGGAGCUUAUAUACAAGAAACCGAGGACUCCCAAGCCGGAUGAAGGGGUUAUGAAGUUUGUUUGUAAUGGUUAUGCUUUUAGCCUCACCAUUGCCGAGGUUUGUGAGAUUUAUGGGUUUCGGUACGAAAGCGAGACCAAGUUCGUAGACUUCGCUAGCGCGGAUUCCUUUUGGAAUACAAUAGCUAAGGAGAAUGCUAAUGGAAAUCUCAAUGCUAAAAAGAAUCCCAAAUCUUCUCUCAUUCGGAAUCCUGCAAUCCGCUACAUCCGCAGGUUACUCGGCAACACCUUCUUCGCAAGGAAGCAAUUUGGAGGCGUUAGUGAUGUUGAGGUCAAAGACAUCAACUUGGGGUGUGAUUUUGCUAAGGAGUUAACUAAGAUCCGAGCAUGGGGAAGAACCACUAGUGAACCUGAUUGCUUCAUGGGAAGUAUGCUAACACCAAUCUUUCGUAAGAUCAAAAUCGACCUCGUCAGUUGCUACCAAGAACCAGAGCAAGGGAGGCUCAACCGCGAAUAUUUUGUACUGGCCGAAUUUCUCGAGGACACAACGGAUGCGAGGGAACAUCGCUAUAGAAAGGGAGGCUCAACCGCGAAGAUUCCUGGUUAUGUCUCGGAUGAAGACGAGUUCAUCGCACAAGAAGAAGGACGAGCAAUAGGUAGAGAACAAGAAGCUCAUGGUGAGCAACUGGAUGUUGGUGAGAGACGGACUCAAAGAAGAUGCGCAAAAAUCAUUGAGGAAAUGGGACUCACCAAAUUCUCAGAAACCAUGGACUUUCUCUAUCCUGAGCUUGUGAGAGAGUUUUUUGCGUCGGUGGAGCUUAUAUACAAGAAACCGAGGAUUCCCAAGCUGGAUGAAGGGGUUUUGAAGUUUGUUUGUAAUGGAUAUGCCUUUAGCCUCACCAUUGCCGAGGUUUCUAAGGAGAAUGCUAAUGCAAAUCUCAAUACUAAAAAGAAUCCCAAAUUUUCUGUCAUUCGGAAUCCUGCAAUCCGCUACAUCUACAGGUUACUCGGUAAGACCUUCUUCGCAAGUAAGCAAUUUGGAGGGGUUAGGCAAGACGAAUUUUGGUUACUCUUCAUGGGCGUGAGAAGAUAUAUGGUGGACGAACAUUGUGCGAUGUUCAGUGAUGUUGAGGUCAAAGACGUCAACUUGGGGUGUGUUUUUGCUAAGGAGUUAACUAAGAUCCGAGCAUGGGGAAGAACCACUAGUGAACCUGAUUGCUUCAUGGGAAGUAUGCUAACAUCGAUCUUCCGUAAGAUCAAAAUCGACCUCGUCAGUUGCUACCAAGAACCAGAGCAAGGGAAGCUCAACCGCGAAUAUUUUGUACUGGCCGAAUUUCUCGAGGACACAACGGAUGCGAGGGAACAUCGCUAUAGCAAGGGAGGCUCAACCGCGAAGAUUCCUGGUUAUGUCUCGGAUGAAGACGAGUUCAUCGCACAAGAAGAAGGACGAGCAAUAGGUAGAGAACAAGAAGCUCAUGGUGAGCAACUGGAUGUUGGUGAGAGACGGACUCAAAGAAGAUGCGCAAAAAUCAUUGAGGAAAUGGGACUCACCAAAUUCUCAGAAACCAUGGACUUUCUCUAUCCUGAGCUUGUGAGAGAGUUUUUUGCGUCGGUGGAGCUUAUAUACAAGAAACCGAGGAUUCCCAAGCUGGAUGAAGGGGUUUUGAAGUUUGUUUGUAAUGGAUAUGCCUUUAGCCUCACCAUUGCCGAGGUUUGUGAGAUUUAUGGAUUUCGGUACGGAAGCGAGACCAAGUUUGGAGACUUCGCUAGCGCGGAUUCCUUUUGGAAUACGAUAGCUAAGGAGAAUGCUAAUGCAAAUCUCAAUACUAAAAAGAAUCCCAAAUUUUCUCUCAUUCGGAAUCCUGCAAUCCGCUACAUCUACAGGUUACUCGGUAUGACCUUCUUCGCAAGUAAGCGAUUUGGAGGGGUUAGGCAAGACGAAUUUUGGUUACUCUUCAUGGGCGUGAGAAGAUAUAUGGUGGACGAACAUUGUGCGAUGUUCAGUGAUGUUGAGGUCAAAGACGUCAACUUGGGGUGUGUUUUUGCUAAGGAGUUAACUAAGAUCCGAGCAUGGGGAAGAACCACUAGUGAACCUGAUUGCUUCAUGGGAAGUAUGCUAACAUCGAUUUUCCGUAAGAUCAAAAUCGACCUCGUCAGUUGCUACCAAGAACCAGAGCAAGGGAAGCUCAACCGCGAAUAUUUUGUACUGGCCGAAUUUCUCGAGGACACAACGGAUGCGAUGGAACAUCGCUAUGUGUACACCAAUCGACUCAAAGAAGAUGUGCGAAAGAUCAUUGAGGAAAUGGGACUCACCAAAUUCUCAGAAACCAUGGACUUUCUCUAUCCAGAGCUUGUGAGAGAGUUCUUUGCGUUGAUGGAGCUCAUAUACAAGAAACCGAGGAUUCCCAAGCCGGAUGAAGGGGUUUUGAAGUUUGUUUGUAAUGGAUAUGCCUUUAGCCUCAUCAUUGCCGAGAAUAUGAUAGCUAAGGAGAAUGCUAAUGGAAAUCUCAAUGCCAAAAAGAAUCCCAAAUCUUCUCUCAUUCGGAAUCCUGCAAUCCGCUACAUCCACAAGUUACUCGGCAACACCUUCUUUGCAAGGAAGCAAUUUGGAGGGGUUAGGCAAGACGAAUUGUGGUUACUCUUCAUGGGCGUGAGAAGAUAUAUGGUGGACGAACAUUGUGCGAUGUUUAGUGAUGUUGAGGUCAAAGACGUCAACUUGGGAUCAAAAUUGACCUCUUCAGUUGCUAUCAAGAACCAGAGCAAGGGAAGCUCAACCGCGAAUAUUUUGUACUGGCCGAAUUUGUUGAGGACACAACGGAUGCGAGGGAACAUCGCUAUGUGUACACCAAUCGCAAAACACGAAAAACGCUCAUUCCCACUCCCCAACACCGACUUGACAUCGGUCACAUCACUCGCCAACAUUUGUUUUAAGCACAAGGGAGAAGAUCUUACUGUUUUGGUUACAAAGAGCAAAAGAGGCAAAACCAAGGAACCUGAAACCGAUGAGCCACAAGCCAUCCAAAAGACGAUGAAAAAGAUGGGCAAGAACAAGUUUAAUUGGAUAAAGUCAAAGUUAAGGAAGAUAUCUAGUUAUGUCUCGGAUGAAAACGAGUUCAUCGCACAAGAAGAAGGAAGAGCAAUAGAUAGAGAUCAAGAAGCUCAAGGUGAGCAACUGGAUGUUGCACGCCACAGUUUCUUGAGAAGACAGCAAAGAAGAUGCGCGAAAAUCAUUGAGGAAAUGGGACUCACCAAAUUCUCAGAAACCAUGGACUUUCUCUCUCCUGAGCUUGUGAGAGAGUUUUUUUGCGUCGGUGGAGCUUUAUACAAGAAACCGAGGAUUCCCAAGCCGAAUGAAGGGGUUUUGAAGUUUGUUUGUAAUGGAUAUGCCUUUAGCCUCACCAUUACCGAGGUUUGUGAGAUUUAUGGAUUUCGGUACGGAAGCGAGACCAAGUUUGGAGACUUCGCUAGCGCGGAUUCUUUUUGGAAUACGAUAGAUAAGGAGAAUGCAAAUGGAAAUCUCAAUGCUAAAAAGAAUCCCAAAUCUUCUCUCAUUCGGAAUCCUGCAGUCUGCUACAUCCACAGGUUACUCGGCAACACCUUCUUCGCAAGGAAGCAAUUUGGAGCUGUUAGGCAAGACGAAUUGUGGUUACUCUUCAUGGGCGUGAGAAGAUAUAUGGUGGACGAACAUUGUGCGAUGUUCAGUGAUGUUGAGGUCAAAGACGUCAACUUGGGAUCAAAAUCGACCUCGUCAGUUGCUACCAAGAACCAGAGCAAGGGAAGCUCAACCGCGAAUAUUUUGUACUGGCCGAAUUUCUCGAGGAUACAACGGAUGCGAGGGAACAUCGCUAUGUGUACACCAAUCGCAAAACACGAAAAACGCUCUUUCCCACUCCCCAACACCGACUUGACAUCGAUCACAUCACUCGCCAGCAUUUGUUUUGAGCACAAGGGAGAAGAUCUUACUGUUUUUGUUCCAACGGGCAAAAGAGGCAAAACCGAGGAACCUGAAACCGAUGAGCCACAAGCUGUAAGUGAUCCUUGGGAACUCCUGGAAUUACCUUUCGACCCAAAGACGGAACAGGAGAAGAUCUUCUACAAUGCUUACAAGAUCCAAAAGACGAUGAACAAGAUGGCCAAGAACAAGUUUAAUUGGAUAAAGUCAAAAUUAAGGAAGUUUCCUGGUUAUGUCUCGGAUGAAGACGAGUUCAUCGCACAAGAAGAAGGACGAGCAAUAGGUAGAGAACAAGAAGCUCAUGGUGAGCAAUUGGAUGUUGACAGCAAAGAAGAUGUGCGAAAGAUCAUUGAGGAAAUGGGACUCACCAAAUUCUCAGAAACCUUGGACUCCCUCUAUCCUGAGCUUGUGAGAGAGUUCUUUGCGUCGGUGGAGCUUAUAUACAAGAAACCGAGGAUUCCCAAGCCGGAUGAAGGGGGUUUUGAAACCAAGUUCGGAGACUUCGCUAGCGCGGAUUCCUUUUGGAAUACGAUAGCUAAGGAGAAUGCUAAUGGAAAUCUCAAUGCCAAAAAGAAUCCCAAAUCUUCUCUCAUUCGGAAUCCUGCAAUCCGCUACAUCCACAAGUUACUCGGCAACACCUUCUUUGCAAGGAAGCAAUUUGGAGGGGUUAGGCAAGACGAAUUGUGGUUACUCUUCAUGGGCGUGAGAAGAUAUAUGGUGGACGAACAUUGUGCGAUGUUUAGUGAUGUUGAGGUCAAAGACGUCAACUUGGGAUCAAAAUUAACCUCGUCAGUUGCUACCAAGAACCAGAGCAAGGGAAGCUCAACCGCGAAUAUUUUGUACUGGCCGAAUUUCUCGAGGACACAACGGAUGCGAGGGAACAUCGCUAUGUGUACACCAAUCGCAAAACACGAAAAACGCUCCAUCCCACUCCCCAACACCGACUUGACAUCGGUCACAUCACUCGCCAACAUUUGUUUUAAGCACAAGGGAGAAGAUCUUACUGUUUUGGUUACAAAGAGCAAAAGAGGCAAAACCAAGGAACCUGAAACCGAUGAGCCACAAGCCGUAAGUGAUCUUUGGGAACUCCCGGAAUUACCUUUCGAGCCAAAGAUGGAACGGGAGAAGAUCUUCUACAAUGCUUACAAGAUCCAAAAGACGAUGAAAAAGAUGGCCAAGAACAAGUUUAAUUGGAUAAAGUCAAAGUUAAGGAAGAUAUCUAGCUAUGUCUCGGAUGAAAACGAGUUCAUCGCACAAGAAGAAGGACGAGCAAUAGAUAGAGAUCAAGAAGCUCAAGGUGAGCAACUGGAUGUUGCACGCCACAGUUUCUUGAGAAGACAACAAAGAAGAUGCGCGAAAAUCAUUGAGGAAAUGGGACUCACCAAAUUCUCAGAAACCAUGGACUUUCUCUGUCCUGAGCUUGUGAGAGAGUUUUUUGCGUCGGUGGAGCUUAUAUACAAGAAACCGAGGAUUCCCAAGCCGGAUGAAGGGGUUUUGGAGUUUGUUUGUAAUGGAUAUGCCUUUAGCCUCACCAUUGCCGAGGUUUGUGAGAUUUAUGGAUUUCGGUACGGAAGCGAGACCAUGUUCGGAGACUUCGCUAGCGCGGAUUCUUUUUGGAAUACGAUAGAUAAGGAGAAUGCUAAUGGAAAUCUCAAUGCUAAAAAGAAUCCCAAAACUUCUCUCAUUCGGAAUCCUGCAGUCCGCUACAUCCAAAGGUUACUCGGCAACACCUUCUUCGCAAGGAAGCAAUUUGGAGCUGUUAGGCAAGACGAAUUGUGGUUACUCUUCAUGGGCGUGAGAAGAUAUAUGGUGGACGAACAUUGUGCGAUGUUCAGUGAUGUUGAGGUCAAAGACGUCAACUUGGGGUGUGUUUUUGCUAAGGAGUUAACUAAGAUUCGAGCAUGGGGAAGAACCACUAGGGAACCCGAUUGCUUCAUGGGAAGUAUGCUAACACCGAUCUUACGUAAGAUCAAAAUCGACCUCGUCAGUUGCUACCAAGAACCAGAGCAAGGGAAGCUCAACCGCGAAUAUUUUGUACUGCUGAAUUUCUCGAGGAUACAACGGAUGCGAGGGAACAUCGCUAUGUGUACACCAAUCGCAAAACCCGAAAAACGCUCUUUCCCACUCCCCAACACCGACUUGACAUCGAUCACAUCACUCGUUAACAUUUGUUUUGAGCACAAGGGAGAAGAUCUUACUGUUUUGGUUCCAACGGGCAAAAGAGGCAAAACCGAGGAACCUGAAACCGAUGAGCCACAAGCUGUAAGUGAUCCUUGGGAACUCCUUGAAUUACCUUUCGACCCAAAGACGGAACAGGAGAAGAUCUUCUACAAUGCUUACAAGAUCCAAAAGACGAUGAACAAGAUGGCCAAGAACAAGUUUAAUUGGAUAAAGUCAAAAUUAAGGAAGAUUCCUGGUUAUGUCUCGGAUGAAGACGAGUUCAUCGCACAAGAAGAAGGACGAGCAAUAGGUAGAGAACAAGAAGCUCAUGGUGAGCAAUUGGAUGUUGACAACAAAGAAGAUAUGCGAAAGAUCAUUGAGGAAAUGGGACUCACCAAAUUCUCAGAAACCUUGGACUCUCUCUAUCCUGAGCUUGUGAGAGAGUUCUUUGCGUCGGUGGAGCUUAUAUACAAGAAACCGAGGAUUCCCAAGCCGGAUGAAGGGACCAAGUUCGGAGACUUCGCUAGCGCGGAUUCCUUUUGGAAUACGAUAGCUAAGGAGAAUGCUAAUGGAAAUCUCAAUGCCAAAAAGAAUCCCAAAUCUUCUCUCAUUCGGAAUCCUGCAAUCCGCUACAUCCACAAGUUACUCGGCAACACCUUCUUUGCAAGGAAGCAAUUUGGAGGGGUUAGGCAAGACGAAUUGUGGUUACUCUUCAUGGGCGUGAGAAGAUAUAUGGUGGACGAACAUUGUGCGAUGUUUAGUGAUGUUGAGGUCAAAGACGUCAACUUGGGAUCAAAAUUAACCUCGUCAGUUGCUACCAAGAACCAGAGCAAGGGAAGCUCAACCGCGAAUAUUUUGUACUGGCCGAAUUUCUCGAGGACACAACGGAUGCGAGGGAACAUCGCUAUGUGUACACCAAUCGCAAAACACGAAAAACGCUCCAUCCCACUCCCCAACACCGACUUGACAUCGGUCACAUCACUCGCCAACAUUUGUUUUAAGCACAAGGGAGAAGAUCUUACUGUUUUGGUUACAAAGAGCAAAAGAGGCAAAACCAAGGAACCUGAAACCGAUGAGCCACAAGCCGUAAGUGAUCUUUGGGAACUCCCGGAAUUACCUUUCGAGCCAAAGAUGGAACGGGAGAAGAUCUUCUACAAUGCUUACAAGAUCCAAAAGACGAUGAAAAAGAUGGCCAAGAACAAGUUUAAUUGGAUAAAGUCAAAGUUAAGGAAGAUAUCUAGCUAUGUCUCGGAUGAAAACGAGUUCAUCGCACAAGAAGAAGGACGAGCAAUAGAUAGAGAUCAAGAAGCUCAAGGUGAGCAACUGGAUGUUGCACGCCACAGUUUCUUGAGAAGACAACAAAGAAGAUGCGCGAAAAUCAUUGAGGAAAUGGGACUCACCAAAUUCUCAGAAACCAUGGACUUUCUCUGUCCUGAGCUUGUGAGAGAGUUUUUUGCGUCGGUGGAGCUUAUAUACAAGAAACCGAGGAUUCCCAAGCCGGAUGAAGGGGUUUUGGAGUUUGUUUGUAAUGGAUAUGCCUUUAGCCUCACCAUUGCCGAGGUUUAUAAGGAGAAUGCUAAUGGAAAUCUCAAUGCUAAAAAGAAUCCCAAAACUUCUCUCAUUCGGAAUCCUGCAGUCCGCUACAUCCAAAGGUUACUCGGCAACACCUUCUUCGCAAGGAAGCAAUUUGGAGCUGUUAGGCAAGACGAAUUGUGGUUACUCUUCAUGGGCGUGAGAAGAUAUAUGGUGGACGAACAUUGUGCGAUGUUCAGUGAUGUUGAGGUCAAAGACGUCAACUUGGGGUGUGUUUUUGCUAAGGAGUUAACUAAGAUUCGAGCAUGGGGAAGAACCACUAGGGAACCCGAUUGCUUCAUGGGAAGUAUGCUAACACCGAUCUUACGUAAGAUCAAAAUCGACCUCGUCAGUUGCUACCAAGAACCAGAGCAAGGGAAGCUCAACCGCGAAUAUUUUGUACUGCUGAAUUUCUCGAGGAUACAACGGAUGCGAGGGAACAUCGCUAUGUGUACACCAAUCGCAAAACCCGAAAAACGCUCUUUCCCACUCCCCAACACCGACUUGACAUCGAUCACAUCACUCGUUAACAUUUGUUUUGAGCACAAGGGAGAAGAUCUUACUGUUUUGGUUCCAACGGGCAAAAGAGGCAAAACCGAGGAACCUGAAACCGAUGAGCCACAAGCUGUAAGUGAUCCUUGGGAACUCCUUGAAUUACCUUUCGACCCAAAGACGGAACAGGAGAAGAUCUUCUACAAUGCUUACAAGAUCCAAAAGACGAUGAACAAGAUGGCCAAGAACAAGUUUAAUUGGAUAAAGUCAAAAUUAAGGAAGAUUCCUGGUUAUGUCUCGGAUGAAGACGAGUUCAUCGCACAAGAAGAAGGACGAGCAAUAGGUAGAGAACAAGAAGCUCAUGGUGAGCAAUUGGAUGUUGACAACAAAGAAGAUAUGCGAAAGAUCAUUGAGGAAAUGGGACUCACCAAAUUCUCAGAAACCUUGGACUCUCUCUAUCCUGAGCUUGUGAGAGAGUUCUUUGCGUCGGUGGAGCUUAUAUACAAGAAACCGAGGAUUCCCAAGCCGGAUGAAGGGACCAAGUUCGGAGACUUCGCUAGCGCGGAUUCCUUUUGGAAUACGAUAGCUAAGGAGAAUGCUAAUGGAAAUCUCAAUGCCAAAAAGAAUCCCAAAUCUUCUCUCAUUCGGAAUCCUGCAAUCCGCUACAUCCACAAGUUACUCGGCAACACCUUCUUUGCAAGGAAGCAAUUUGGAGGGGUUAGGCAAGACGAAUUGUGGUUACUCUUCAUGGGCGUGAGAAGAUAUAUGGUGGACGAACAUUGUGCGAUGUUUAGUGAUGUUGAGGUCAAAGACGUCAACUUGGGGUGUGUUUUUGAUAAGGAGUUAACUAAGAUCCGAGCAUGGGGAAGAAGCAUUAGUGAACCCGAUUGCUUCAUGGGAAGUAUGCUAACACCGAUUUUCCGUAAGAUCAACAUUGACCUCGUCAGUUGCUACCAACAACCAAAGCAAGGGAAGCUCAACCGCGAAUAUUUUGUACUGGCCGAAUUUCUCGAGGACACAACGGAUGCGAGGGAACAUCGCUAUGUGUACACCAAUCGCAAAACACGAAAAACGCUCCUUCCCACUCCCCAACACCGACUUGACAUCGGCAAAACCAAGGAACCUGAAACCGAUGAGCCACAAGCCGUAAGUGAUCUUUGGGAUCUCCCAGAAUUACCUUUCGAUCCAAAGAUGGAACGGGAGAAGAUCUUCUACAAUGCUUACAAGAUCCAAAAGACGAUGAAAAAGAUGGCCAAGACCAAGUUUAAUUGGAUAAAGUCAAAGUUAAGGAAGAUAUCUAGUUAUGUCUCGGAUGAAAACGAGUUCAUCGCACAAGAAGAAGGACGAGCAAUAGAUAGAUAUCAAGAAGCUCAAGGUGAGCAACUGGAUGUUGUCAAGACGCGGAUUUUGCGUGCUUCGAAACAAUCAACAUUCACCCCACCCGCUUUAGCACGCCACAGUUUCUUGAGAAGACAGCAAAGAAGAUGCGCGAAAAUCAUUGAGGAAAUGGGACUCACCAAAUUCUCAGAAACCAUGGACUUUCUCUCUCCUGAGCUUGUGAGAGAGUUUUUUGCGUCGGUGGAGCUUAUAUACAAGAAACCGAGGAUUCCCAAGCCGGAUGAAGGGGUUUUGAAGUUUGUUUGUAAUGGAUAUGCCUUUAGCCUCACCAUUGCCGAGGUUUGUGAGAUUUAUGGAUUUCGGUACGGAAGCGAGACCAAGUUCGGAGACUUCGCUAGCGCGGAUUCUUUUUGGAAUACGAUAGAUAAGGAGAAUGCUAAUGGAAAUCUCAAUGCUAAAACGAAUCCCAAAUCUUCUCUCAUUCGGAAUCCUGCAGUCCGCUACAUCCAUAGGUUACUCGGCAACACCUUCUUCGCAAGGAAGCAAUUUGGAGCUGUUAGGCAAGACGAAUUGUGGUUACUCUUCAUGGGCGUGAGAAGAUAUAUGGUGGACGAACAUUGUGCGAUGUUCAGUGAUGUUGAGGGAACCCGAUUGCUUCAUGGGAAGUAUGCUAACACCGAUUUCCGUAAGAUCAAAAUUGACCUCGUCAGUUGCUACCAAGAACCAGAGCAAGGGAAGCUCAACCGCGAAUAUUUUGUACUGCUGAAUUUCUCGAGGAUACAACGGAUGCGAGGGAACAUCGCUAUGUGUACACCAAUCGCAAAACACGAAAAACGCUCUUUCCCACUCCCUAACACCGACUUGACAUCGAUCACAUCACUCGUUAACAUUUGUUUUGAGCACAAGGGAGAAGAUCUUACUGUUUUGGUUCCAACGGGCAAAAGAGGCAAAACCGAGGAACCUGAAACCGAUGAGCCACAAGCUGUAAGUGAUCCUUGGGAACUCCUGGAAUUACCUUUCGACCCAAAGACGGAACAGGAGAAGAUCUUCUACAAUGCUUUCAAGAUCCAAAAGACGAUGAACAAGAUGGCCAAGAACAAGUUUAAUUGGAUAAAGUCAAAAUUAAGGAAUAUUCCUUGUUAUGUCUCGGAUGAAGACGAGUUCAUCGCACAAGAAGAAGGACGAGCAAUAGAUAGAGAUCAAGAAGCUCAUGGUGAGCAACUGGAUGUUGGCAAGAGGCGGAUUUUGCGUGCUUCGAAACUAUCAACAUUCACCCCACCCGCUUUAGCACGCCACAGUUUCUUGAGAAGACAGCAAAGAAGAUGCGCGAAAAUCAUUGAGGAAAUGGGACUCACCAAAUUCUCAGAAACCAUGGACUUUCUCUCUCCUGAGCUUGUGAGAGAGUUUUUUGCGUCGGUGGAGCUUAUAUACAAGAAACCGAGGAUUCCCAAGCCGGAUGAAGGGGUUUUGAAGUUUGUUUGUAAUGGAUAUGCCUUUAGCCUCACCAUUGCCGAGGUUUGUGAGAUUUAUGGAUUUCGGUACGGAAGCGAGACCAAGUUCGGAGACUUCGCUAGCGCGGAUUCUUUUUGGAAUACGAUAGAUAAGGAGAAUGCUAAUGGAAAUCUCAAUGCUAAAAAGAAUCCCAAAUCUUCUCUCAUUCGGAAUCCUGCAGUCCGCUACAUCCAUAGGUUACUCGGCAACACCUUCUUCGCAAGGAAGCAAUUUGGAGCUGUUAGGCAAGACGAAUUGUGGUUACUCUUCAUGGGCGUGAGAAGAUAUAUGGUGGACGAACAUUGUGCGAUGUUCAGUGAUGUUGAGGUCAAAGACGUCAACUUGGGGUGUGUUUUUGCUAAGGAGUUAACUAAGAUUCGAGCAUGGGGAAGAACCACUAGGGAACCCGAUUGCUUCAUGGGAAGUAUGCUAACACCGAUCUUCCGUAAGAUCAAAAUCGACCUCGUCAGUUGCUACCAAGAACCAGAGCAAGGGAAACUCAACCGCGAAUAUUUUGUACUGGCCGAAUUUCUCGAGGAUACAACGGAUGCGAGGGAACAUCGCUAUCACAAGGGAGAAGAUCUUACUGUUUUGGUUUCAACGGGCAAAAGAGGCAAAACCGAGGAACCUGAAACCGAUGAGCCACAAGCUGUAAGUGAUCCUUGGGAACUCCUGGAAUUACCUUUCGACCCAAAGACGGAACAGGAGAAGAUCUUCUACAAUGCUUACAAGAUCCAAAAGACGAUGAACAAGAUGGCCAAGAACAAGUUUAAUUGGAUAAAGUCAAAAUUAAGGAAGAUUCCUUGUUAUGUCUCGGAUGAAGACGAGUUCAUCGCACAAGAAGAAGGACGAGCAAUAGGUAGAGAACAAGAAGCUCAUGGUGAGAAAUUGGAUGUUGACAUCAAAGAAGAUGUGAGAAAGAUCAUUGAGGAAAUGGGACUCACCAAAUUCUCAGAAACCUUGGACUCUCUCUAUCCUGAGCUUGUGAGAGAGUUCUUUGCGUCGGUGGAGCUUAUAUACAAGAAACCGAGGAUUCCCAAGCCGGAUGAAGGGGUUUUGAAGUUUGUUUGUAAUGGAUAUGCCUUUAGCCACACCAAUGCUGAGGUUUGUGAGAUUUAUAGAUUUCGGUACGGAAGCGAGACCAAGUUCGGAGACUUCGCUAGCGCGGAUUCCUUUUGGAAUACGAUAGCUAAGGAGAAUGCUAAUGGAAAUCUCAAUGCUAAAAAGAAUCCCAAAUUUUCUCUCAUUCGGAAUUCCGCAAUCCGCUACAUCCACAGGUUACUCAGCAACACCUUCUUCGCAAAGAAGCAAUUUGGAGGGCUUAGGCAAGACGAAUUAUGUUUACUCUUCAUGGGCGUGAGAAGAUAUAUGGUGGACGAACAUUGUGCGAUUUUCAGUGAUGUUGAGGUCAAAGACAUCAACUUGGCGUGUGUUUUUGCUAAGGAGUUAACUAAGAUCCGAGCAUGGGGAAGAACCACUAGUGAACCCGAUUGCUUCAUGGGAAGUAUGCUAACAUCGAUCUUCCGUAAGAUCAAAAUCGACCUCGUUAGUUGCUACCAAGAACCAGAGCAAGGGAUGCGAGGGAACAUCGCUAUUAGUACUGGCCGAAUUUCUCGAGGACACAACGGAUGCGAGGGAACAUCGCUAUUACACAAGGGAGAAGAUCUUACUGUUUUGGUUACAAAGAGCAAAAGAGGCAAAACCAAGGAACCUGAAACCGAUGAGCCACAAGCCAUGGCCAAGAACAAGUUUAAUUGGAUAAAGUCAAAGUUAAGGAAGAUAUCUAGUUAUGUCUCGGAUGAAAACGAGUUCAUCGCACAAGAAGAAGGACGAGCAAUAGAUAGAGAUCAAGAUGCUCAUGGUGAGCAACUGGAUGUUGGACUCAAAGAAGAUGUGCAAAAGAUCAUUGAGGAAAUGGGACUCACCAAAUUCUCAGAAACCAUGGACUUUCUCUAUCCUGAGCUUGUGAGAGAGUUUUUUGCGUCGGUGGAGCUUAUAUACAAGAAACUGAGGAUUCCCAAGCCGGAUAAAAGGGUUUUGAAGUUUGUUUGUAAUGGAUAUGCCUUUAGCCUCACCAUUGCCGAGGUUUGUGAGAUUUAUGGAUUUCAGUACGAAAGCGAGACCAAGUUCGGAGACUUCGCUAGCGCAGAUUCCUUUUGGAAUACGAUAGCUAAAGAGAAUGCUAAUGGAAAUCUCAAUGCUAAAAAGAAUCCCAAAUUUUCUCUCAUUCGGAAUCCUGCAAUCCGCUACAUCCACAGGUUACUCGGCAACACCUUCUUCGCAAGUAAGCAAUUUGGAGGGGUUAGGCAAGACGAAUUUUGGUUACUCUUCAUGGGCGUGAGAAGAUAUAUGGUGGACGAACAUUGUGCGAUGUUCAGUGAUGUUGAGGUCAAAGACGUCAACUUGGGGUGUGUUUUUGCUAAGGAGUUAACUAAGAUCCGAGCAUGGGGAAGAACCACUAGUGAACCUGAUUGCUUCAUGGGAAGUAUGCUAACACCGAUCUUCCGUAAGAUCAAAAUCGACCUCGUCAGUUGCUACCAAGAACCAGAGCAAGGGAAGCUCAACCGCGAAUAUUUUGUACUGGCCGAAUUUCUCGAGGACAUAACGGAUGCGAGGGAACAUCGCUAUCACAAGGGAGAAGAUCUUACUGUUUUGGUUCCAAAGAGCAAAAGAGGCAAAACCGAGGACCCUGAAACCGAUGAGCCACAAGCCGUAAGUGAUCUUUGGGAACUCCCGGAAUUACCUUUCGAGCCAAAGAUGGAAUGGGAGAAGAUCUUCUACAAUGCUUACAAGAUCCAAAAGACGAUGAAAAAGAUGGGCAAGAACAAGUUUAAUUGGAUAAAGUCAAAGUUAAGGAAGAUUCCUGGUUAUGUCUCGGAUGAAGACGAGUUCAUCGCACAAGAAGAACGACGAGCAAUAGAUAGAGAUCAAGAAGCUCAUGGUGAGCAACUGGAUGUUGAAGAUGUGCAAAAGAUCAUUGAGGAAAUGAGACUCACCAAAUUCUCAGAAACCAUGGACUUUCUCUAUCCUGAGCUUGUGAGAGAGUUGUUUGCGUCGGUGGAGCUUAUAUACAAGAAACCGAGGAUUCCCAAGCCGAAUGAAGGGGUUUUGAAGUUUGUUUGUAAUGGAUAUGCCUUUAGCCUCACCAUUGCCGAGAAUGCUAAUGGAAAUCUCAAUGCUAAAAAGAAUCCCAAAUCUUCUCUCAUUCGGAAUCCUGCAGUCCGCUACAUCCACAGAUAUAUGGUGGACGAACAUUGUGCGAUGUUCAGUGAUGUUGAGGUCAAAGACGUCAACUUGGGGUGUGUUUUUGCUAAGGAGUUAACUAAGAUCCGAGCAUGGGGAAGAACCACUAGUGAACCCGAUUGCUUCAUGGGAAGUAUGCUAACAUCGAUCUUCCGUAAGAUCAAAAUCGACCUCGUCAGUUGCUACCAAGAACCAGAGCAAGGGAAGCUCAACCGCGAAUAUUUUGUAUUGGCCGAAUUUCUCGAGGACACAACGGAUGCGAGGGAACAUCGCUAUGUGUACACCAAUCGCAAAACACGAAAAACGCUCCUUCCCACUCCCCAAGACCGACUUGACAUCGGCCACAUCACUCGCCAAUAUUUCAAAGAAGAUGUGCGAAAGAUCAUUGAGGAAAUGGGACUCACCAAAUUCUCGGACACCAUGGACUCUCUCUAUCCUGAGCUUGUGAGAGAGUUCUUUGCGUCGGUGGAGCUUAUAUACAAGAAACCGAGGAUUUCCAAGCCGGAUGAAGGGGUUUUGAAGUUUGUUUGUAAUGGAUUUGCCUUUAGCCUCACCAUUGCCGAGAAUAUGAUAGCUAAGGAGAAUGCUAAUGGAAAUCUCAAUGCUAAAAAGAAUCCCAAAUUUUCUCUCAUUCGGAAUCCUGCAAUCCGCUACAUCCACAGGUUACUCGGCAACACUUUCUUCGCAAAGAAGCAGUUUGGAGGAGUUAGGCAAGACGAAUUGUGGUUACUCUUCAUGGGCGUGAGAAGAUAUUUGGUGGACGAACAUUGUGCGUUGUUCAGUGAUUUUGAGGUCAAAGACGUCAACUUGGGGUGUGUUUUUGCUAAGGAGUUAACUAGGAUCCGAGCAUGGGGAAGAACCACUAGUGAACCCGAUUGCUUCAUGGGGAGUAUGCUAACACCGAUCUACCGUAAGAUCAAAAUCGACCUCGUCAGUUGCUACCAAGAACUAGAGCAAAGGACGCUCAACCGCGAAGAUUUUGUAUUGGCCGAAUUUCUCGAGGACACAACGGAUGCGAGGGAACAUCGGUAUGUGUACACCAAUCGCAAACACGAAAAACGCUCCUUCCCACUCCCCAACACCGACUUGACAUCGAUCACAUCACUCGCCAACAUUUGUUUUGAGCACAAGGGGGAAGAUCUUACUGUUUUCGUUCCAAAGGGAAAAAGAGGCAAAACCGAGGAACCUGAAACCGAUGAGCCACAAGCCGUAAGUGAUCUUUGGGAACUCCCGGAAUUACCUUUCGAGCCAAAGAUGGAACGGGAGAAGAUCUUCUACAAUGCUUACAAGAUCCAAAAGACGAUGAAAAAGAUGGCCGAGAACAAGUUUAAAUGGAUAAAGUCAAAGUUAAGGAAGAUAUCUAGUUAUGUCUCGAAUGAAAACGAGUUCAUCGCACAAGAAGAAAGACGAGCAAUAGAUAGAGAUCAAGAUGCUCAUGGUGAGCAACUGGAUGUUGUCAAGAGGCGGAUUUUGCGUUGCUUCGAAACUUUCAACAUUCACCCCACCCGCUUUAGCACGCCACAGUUUCUUGAGAAGACAGGACUCAAAGAAGAUGUGCGAAAGAUCAUUGAGGAAAUGGGACUCACCAAAUUCUCAGAAACCAUGGACUCUCUCUAUCCUGAGCUUGUGAGAGAGUUCUUUGCGUCGGUGGAGCUUAUAUACAAGAAACCGAGGAUUCCCAAGCCGGAUGAAGGGGUUUUGAAGUUUGUUUGUAAUGGAUUUGCCUUUAGCCUCACCAUUGCCGAGAAUACGAUAGCUAAGGAGAAUGCUAAUGGAAAUCUCAAUGCUAAAAAGAAUCCCAAAUUUUCUCUCAUUCGGAAUCCUGCAAUCCGCUACAUCCACAGGUUACUCGGCAACACCUUCUUCGCAAAGAAGCAGUUUGCAGGGGUUAGGCAAGACGAAUUGUGGUUACUCUUCAUGGGCGUGAGAAGAUAUUUGGUGGACGAACAUUGUGCGUUGUUCAGUGAUUUUGAGGUCAAAGACGUCAACUUGGGGUGUGUUUUUGCUAAGGAGUUAACUAGGAUCCGAGCAUGGGGAAGAACCACUAGUGAACCCGAUUGCUUCAUGGGAAGUAUGCUAACACCGAUCUACCGUAAGAUCAAAAUCGACCUCGUCAGUUGCUACCAAGAACCAGAGCAAAGGAAGCUCAACCACGAAGAUUUUGUACUGGCCAAAUUUCUCGAGGACACAACGGAUGCGAGGGAACAUCGAGGCAAAACCGAGGAACCUGAAACCGAUGAGCCACAAGCCGUAAGUGAUCCGUGGGAACUCCUGGAAUUAUCUUUCGAGCCGAAGACGGAACAGGAGAAGAUCUUCUACAAUGCUUACAAGAUCCAAAAUACGAUGAACAAGAUGGCCGAGAACAAGUUUAAUUGGAUAAAGUCAAAGUUAAGGAAGAUUCCUGGUUAUGUCUCGGAUGAAGACGAGUUCAUCGCACAAGAAGAACGACGAGCAAUAGAUAGAUAUCAAGAAGCUCAUGGUGAGCAACUGGAUGUUGGACCCCAAGAAAAUACCGGUUCAAUUCAUGGCCAGUCAAGAGGCGGAUUUUGCGUUGCUUCGAAACUAUUAACAUUCACCCCACCCGCUUUAGCACGCCACAUUUUCUUGAGAAGACAGGACUCAAAGAAGAUGUGCGAAAGAUCAUUGAGGAAAUGGGACUCACCAAAUUCUCAGAAACCAUGGACUUUCUCUAUUGAGCUUGUGAGAGAGUUCUUUGCGUCGGUGGAGCUCAUAUACAAGACACCGAGGAUUCCCAAGCCGGAUGAAGGGGUUUUGAAGUUUGUUUGUAAUGGAUAUGCCUUUAGCCUCACCAUUGCCGAGGUUUGUGAGAUUUAUGGAUUUCGGUACGGAAGCGAGACCAAGUUCGGAGACUUCGCUAGCGCGGAUUCCUUUUGGAAUACGAUAGCUAAGGAGAAUGCUAAUAGAAAUCUCAAUGCUAAAAAGAAUCCCACAUCUUCUCUCAUUCCGAAUCCUGCAAUUCGCUACAUCCACAGGUUACUCGGCAACACCUUCUUCGCAAGGAAGCAAUUUGGAGGGUUUAGGCAAGACGAAUUGUGGUUACUCUUCAUGGGCGUGAGAAGAUAUAUGGUGGACGAACAUUUUGCGAUGUUCAGUGAUGUUGAGGUCAAAGACGUCAACUUGGGGUGUGUUUUUGCUAAGGAGUUAACUAAGAUCCGAGCAUGGGGAAGAACCACUAGUGAACCUGAUUGCUUCAUGGGAAGUAUGCUAACAUCGAUCUUCCGUAAGAUCAAAAUCGACCUCGUCUGUUGCUACCAAGAACCAGAGCAAGGGAAGCUAAACCGCGAAUAUUUUGUACUGGCCGAAUUUCUCGAGGACACAACGGAUACGAGGGAACAUUGCUAUCACAAGGGAGAAGAUCUUACUGUUUUGGUUCCAAAGAACAAAAGAGGCAAAACCGAGGAACCUGAAACCGAUGAGCCACAAGCCGUAAGUGAUCUUUGGGAACUCCCGGAAUUACCUUCCGAGCCAAAGUUGGAACGGGAGAAGAUCUUCUACAAUGCUUACAAGAUCCAAAAGACGAUGAACAAGAUGGCCAAGAACAAGUUUAAUUGGAUAAAGUCAAAGUUAAGGAAGAUUUCUAGUUAUGUCUCGGAUGAAGACGAGUUCAUCGCACAAGAAGAAGGACGAGCAAUAGAUAGAGAUCAAGAAGCUCAUGAUAAAACAAAGAAGGUUGGGGAAGAAGCUUCAAAGGGACUGAGAAAGCGGGUUCGACCUACCAAAUCCGUUCAAAAACCAUCAAAAAAGAGAUUGCAUCUCCAAGAUGAAGCACCGGCUGAAACUUCUCAAGAGGCACCGGCUCAAACUUCUCGAGAGGAUCCCAAGAAAAUACCGGUUCAAUUCACGGCCAGGCAAGUGGCGGAUUUUGAGUGCUUCGAAACUAUCAACAUUCACCCCACCCGCUUUAGCACGCCACAGCUUCUUAAGAAGACAGGACUCAAAGAAGAUGUGCAAAAAUCAUUAAGGAAAUGGGACUCACCAAAUUCUCAGAAACCAUGGACUUUCUCUAUCCUGAGCUUGUGAGAGAGUUUUUUUGCGUCGGUAGAGCUUAUAUACAAGAAACCGAGGAUUCCCAAGCCGGAUGAAGGGGUUUUGAAGUUUGUUUGUAAUGGAUAUGCCUUUAGCCUCACCAUUGCCGAGGUUUGUGAGAUUAAUGG